UAAUGCAAUAAUUGCUUAUGCAGUGCUAUUAGUCUAAUAUUUUUAAUUAUCCAUUAAAAAACUGGAUCAUUAUUUUGAAAUAUAAAUUAUUUAAACCAAUAUUUUAAACAAGAAUAACAACGACUAUGAAUGGUUUAGCCAGUUCAGCUACAAAACCUUAUUUUAAAACUGCGUUAAAUUUGAAUUUGCAGUAGUUCGCUCGCCUUACGCCAGGUAGCGUGAAUGUCGGGCUUUUGACAGAGCAAGAAAAGCAGACUUGAAACUUGAACACGAACGAGAACAACACAGGUUGACUUGUUUCCCAAAAUAUAGUCCGUGAUCGUGGAGUGAAGAACGAAACGAAUUGGGUUGGAAGUGUAAUGACGAAAACAAUGUGAAUUCGGGUUGAAAAUAAUUGUAUUUUUGUUUGUGAAGUGUAAAUUACAUUAAUCAAUGAUCAAUUCGUUACGAUAUUCAUUGUGGUGUCAACUCCAGAUCUCAAGGUGUAUGAUUUUACAGUUGACAACAGUUUCAAAUUAUUGGAUCAGAGUAUUUUAUAAUUUUUAAAUUUAUCAAUCUAUUUCUUCAAUUGCUACAAAGUGGUGCUGUGUAUAGUUUUUAUCAGUUUUGAGAAUAAUUUCUAUUCAAGAUAAGUCGGUACGAACGCAGCUAUUCGUCUCCUACACCUAGGAGAUUUCACAGGUUAAGGCAGUUCAGUGAUAAGAUCAGUAGGCCCUAAGUUAGAUGGUUUGUCAGGAACAAGAUGGUUGAAUCCAUAGACCUGUCAAGACCCAGACCAAGAGAGAGGAAUAUGUGACUGGUGAGACUGAUGGCCGUUGUGGAAAUAAUAUCCGGAUUCAAAUUCGCUGACAUUAUUGGUUUGUUUUUCAGGUCUCAACUGGGCAAAGGAGUGGAGGAGGAGUGGAGGGGCGGCGGAGAGGCAGGUGGCAGGAGGCAACCGAAGGAGGAGGAGGAGGAUGUCGAGCAAGGAAGGAGGCGGAGGAGAAGUGAUGAGGAGGAGGAUGAGGAAGAGUCGGAGGAGAGGAAGCACGAGGAGCAGGGGGAGCAGCUUGAGGGGGGACGCCAUCACGAUGAUGAGGAUGACGAUGAAGAGGAAUGUGACGAUCCGGCUGGCGAGGAGAGCCGACCUCUGCGCCCCGGCCGACCUGUGCCUGUGCAGCUGGUGAGCGCGGAAAAGAAGCGCUGUACAGCCGCGGUGGCGGAUCGCGGAACUAGCGAUGAGGUUGGCAGCAGUGGUGGUGUGGGUGUGAGUGGAGGUCGCCCCUCCUCCUGGUACGAGGAGACAGUGACGUCACGCACACGUGUCCGACCCGACACCGACACGGCACGACGACACACGGCAACGACACGCUCGUGGUACGGCCUGCCGGCUGCUGCCACUACCACACACCAUUAUGGCGCGCUUUCUGAAGAGGACCUUCACUCGUCGCCGCACCACAGAGCAGCGAGCAGCGGUCGCCCCUCAGAGCUGCUGCGGUCGCUGGUCUCCAUGGCAACGCUGAGCCGGCGCAAGAGCUGCUCGACAACUGCGCUGCACCAUUCGUCGCCUGCGCGCGCGCACUCCACAAUCACCGUGCAGCCGCGCAAGUGCGAAACAGUGGUCGCGCUCAGCAGUCUGCAAAUGGAGCCGGUCAACCGACUGCGCAUGCCCAGCCGCGUCUGUUCGCGCUGCUCCAGUCUCUUGUCGAUGGCUUCGUCUUCCAGGUACUCGAUAGACACAGUGACUGGAGGGUUUGUGCAGGUGAAGCCAGCGUCGCCCGCCCUCUGCAAGCUGUGCCUCGUUGAGCUUCCUCCCUCCAGCAUGUGGACUCUGCAGCAGUGCUCCUGUGUAUUCUGCAUCGAGUGCAUGCGCGCCUACGUGGAGUUCGAGAUCAACGAGGGAGCGUAUGAGAUCUCAUGUCCGGACGCACUGUGCGAGCAGCAGGGAGUGAUUACGAUGGCCGAGAUGGAGCGUCUAGUCAGCGCAGACACCCUCGACAAGCACAAGCGCUUUCGCCUCAACCGCGAGGUCGAGCUCGACAAGAGUCGCACCUGGUGUCCGCGCGCCGGCUGCGAGACCGUCUGCACUGUCUGCUCUGUUGGCGGCACAUCAGUGGGCGGUUGCCAGCCGCAGUCGGUACACUGUCCGACGUGUGCGGCCGACUUCUGCUCGUCGUGUCGUGCGCCGUGGCACGGCCUUGACAUUGCAUGUCGGCCCGACCAGCUGGCUCAACAGCAGCUCACCUUCGACUCGGAACUCAUCAAGUGCUGUCCCAUGUGCGCAGUGCCCAUCGAAAAGGACGAGGGCUGUGCGCAGAUGAUGUGCAAACGCUGCAAGCAUGUCUUCUGCUGGUACUGUCUCGCCUCGCUCGAUGACGACUUUUUGCUGCGGCACUACGACAAGGGUCCGUGCAAGAACAAGCUGGGCCACUCGCGCGCGUCUGUGAUCUGGCACCGGACGCAGGUGAUCGGCAUCUUCGCUGGCUUCGGCAUCCUGCUGCUGGUCGCCUCCCCCCUCCUCCUGCUCGCCGCGCCCUGCAUCGUCUGCUGCAAGUGUCGCGUCUGCAGCAGCGGGCAGCGGCUCGACGGCGAUGAUGACCUCGAUGACAUGCCCACCUGAUUCGCACUCAGUCACUGAAAGAAAACUGUAGAAACGAGUACAUGCAUUCAAGAGGAAGGAAACCUGCCUUACCAUGCUACUAUAACUGUUUAUGUAAGAAUAUUAUAUAUCAAUUAUAGUUAGUCACCAAUCAUAAUUAUCGACUCUGCAUAUUAUACAGAUUAUUUGAAAGUACUUCACUUUGUAUGAUCAGGGAAAUUCUUAAACAAUUUUCCCAACACCGUCCUGAUGAUUAUCAUGUCAUUCUACAUUCAAACCAUGUAAAUAAAUCCAUCAUCUACGACUACGUACUAAAUGCUGAAUAUAUCUAUUCAAACAUUCACACUGAUAUUAGUUUUAAAAUGUUUAUGGACUAAAUAUCCGUAACUUGUAGAUAAUGUAUAAUGAUAAAAAACAAGGAGAGAAAUAUAAACUACAUUAGAUUUAGACGUUAUGAAGCACAUACUUUGAAAGUAAAUAACUGAAACAGUUAUGCCUUAUUUAUUGUAUAAAUGUACGUUCAACAAUGGAUUUGAUCGGAUAGGUUUUCGUUUUAAACGCUUCUGGAUAUCGGUUCUAAUCUAUUGAAACUGUAUAAGUCAAAGUAGAAUUUUUAUCAAUUCUAUUUUGAGUUACAGCUCAUCUGCCACUAUUGCAGAACAUGUAAAUUCUCUUUAUAAUUCAGAUGAAUUAUUUUUAUUUUCUACUGUAUUUACAUUAUUUUUGUAAUGUAUCAUUUUCAGUUUAGUAUGAAACCAGCUUAGUUUUAGCUUUGACAAUUAGAUUUUUGUACCUUAAUGCUGGAGAUCAAUUCAAAAUGAUAUUUUUUAUUUUUUGUUUCACAACAAAUCACUUGAAUUUUACUUUUUACAUGAGUGUAUAAUAUAAUUAACUUAUUCGCCGUAUAAAAUCAUACUACUAUUCGCAAAGUAAUAAAUUGCAACUUUUUGACAAGUUCCCCAAUUCCAACUUCCGUUAGUAUUUAUAAACCUUUCUAUUAUUCCUCGCAACUUUGACGAUUUUAUUACUGUAAAAAUAUCUCUGUACUUAAUUUUAAAUAAAAAUAUUAAUCACAAUAUUACUGUUACUGUCCUAUGUGGAUCAUAUAAAAAUUCAGAUUUCAUGUUGUUUAUUUGAAUAAAAUAUUGGUGAUAUCCUAUACAUUAAUAUGUUCUUAUAUUUAAAACAAAAAUGUUAUUUUCAUAAGGUCGCUCCAUAUUAUGCACCCAUUUUGUUGCCUAUUGGACAAGAAUUAUAUGCCUUCUAAUUCCCCUUCUGUAUACCAGAUGAAGCGUAUGUAUUUACUUGCUCUCAAAUUGUCUUUUUUCCGUUAGGGCUACUCUUGAAUAUAAAAGAAUGGAAAUCUAAGUACCCUUUUUAAAAUAUAAUGCCAUAUCACAUAAUGGCAUCAAAUAGCCGAAACAAGUUGUGAGUAAACAAUUAAAGGGUACUCACAUUUCUAUUUUUAUUUAGACUACUUGCGCUCUCAUAUUCGAACUACUGCUUUUAUAAUAAUUUAGUUUUUUUAGAAUUUUAUUGUGAAAAUACUAAAGUUAUUUUGGUGACUGCAUUUUAUUUACUGGUAAUGAUAAUGAUUGAUUCUUCCUAAUAACUUUUUUAGAAUUAUUAAAAAUAUCUUUUUAUUUAAACUAUUCUAAAACCAAAGUAUUUUGCAAAUGUUCUUUUUUGUGGGUAUGAAAAUUAAGUACCAUAAAAUUUAUCUACUCCUGGUAAUAGAGGGGUAAAAUAACUCUUCCAUUUAAAGAGAAUAUGAUGAUUGAGUUAAUCCUGUUGAGUGCCUUAUUGAGAUGGAGAAUGGUUCAAUUAAUAAUGAUUCUCAUAUUCUUUACCCUAUCGUAUUCGCUUGUCUUCUCGAUGCAGAAAGACACUGAAUCUAUUGAACAAUUUUCUAUUUUUUACCAUCCCAAAUUGCUUUACAAAUUCUAUAAAAUCGUAUUUUCCUGUAUAUGACUUUUCCGAUAAAAUCACUAAAGAUAAAAUCGAAUUAAAAAUAACUUUUGUUAGUAGGUACUCUACUUACAAUAAUAAUUAUUAUCUCUAUUUCAUUUUUAUUUCAAUGGAGUAUAUUUAUUUCUCAAUUUACUUUAUCAAAAAAUUAUUUUUAUCAAUAAUUUAGAAUGAGUGUGCUUUAUCUUCAUGCGUUAUUAUUGUAAACGAUGAAAACCUCACUAAAAUUUAUGAAACAUUAGUAUACUAUCUUCAGUAGACUUCCAAACGUGAAAAAAUAUUGCUCCUAAUGAAGAACCUAGUUUGAAAAAAAAUAAUUAUAGGUGUUUUCAAGUCUACCGAUAUCAAAUAAAUUUAGGUUUUUAUCAAUAAUGUGAUGAGAUUUGAUCAAUUUUCUUCGUAUGCCUCAUUUCAAUAAUACAAAACCGAUCUACUGUCAUAAAAAUUAUGAAAUGAAAAACCGAACUAAACUUUAAAUUCGUAUAAAACGUAAUCUUUAUCAGUUCUUCCAUGUAUAAUGUAUAUCACUCUAUUUAUUCACUAUCUGUUUCGUUCACUGAGUGUAUUUUGAUUUUCCAUGUAUUUCAGUAGUAAGUUUCGAGAAUGAACCUACAUAAGCUUCUUCAAUAUUUAUUGUAAUUGUUAUUAUAUGUGCGACUUAAUAUUAAGAAAGAAUUACAUAGAUUUUUCCAUUUGUCUUCUACUAUUAAGACUAUUACAUUAAUACGUUUUCAAUAUGCUUAACAUAAUAUGUAGCUGAAGUUCCAAAAUACAUUCAACUCUGUUAAUUUUGUUAAAACAUUAUAUUUAUAUGGUUAAAUUUUUUUCAUUCCUGCCAUGUUGUGUAUAGCUAUUUUUCUAUAAAUUGUUAUCAAGAAACGUUAUGCUUGUUAUUAUAAUAUUAUUGUUUAAAUAUUAAGUUUUCAACAUUUAUAAUAAUUAUUUUUCAAGCGAUUGUGAUAGAUAUUAUUGACAUUUGUUCUUAUUAUACGAUGCAACUCACUGAUUUCCAAGUUCUAUAUAUUAUUAAAUGUUAUAAUAAUCAUGUUGUAAAUUAUCAUUGUCUUAUAUCAGGCUGUGUACUGUUGAACUCAUCGAGAAAAUAAUUUUAAAUGUAAGUACAUUAAUAUUGUCAUUAGUUUUAAUAUGACAAAACAAUGCAAACUAAACAUACAAGUGCAAUAAAAAUGUUCAUUUCAAUACAUUUUAUUUCCAUAGAAUCACUCAGUAAUGAGCUAUAUUUUUUUAUUAGUUCAGUCGAAAGUACUUAACACCAUUAGCAAACCAUAAUACUGAAAAUAGUUAUACUGUAGUAUUACAACACUGAGAGAUAAUCACGAUUAAAAUUUAUAUAAAUUGUAUCAUUCAUAAUAUAGUGUAGCUUCAGAUAGUUCAUAACUUUAUAAAUAUUUUAAUUUUAUUUCCAUGAAACUCAUUAUGAUUUGUGAAAGUAUAUUAGUCUCAAAUUCAGAAACUUGUGUAGGUGAUAAUGUUGUAUAUUACGUAUUUUAAUGGUAUGUGACUUGAGUACGAGAAUUAAGUUAUUUUUAAAGGUAUUCAAUUAAACAUAGUUUUAAUCCAUUAAAA
Messenger RNA from Nilaparvata lugens (brown planthopper), 6133 nucleotides. RefSeq lists its product as uncharacterized. Lineage: Eukaryota; Metazoa; Arthropoda; Insecta; Hemiptera; Delphacidae. Gene Ontology annotation, biological process: protein polyubiquitination; positive regulation of proteasomal ubiquitin-dependent protein catabolic process; ubiquitin-dependent protein catabolic process. The record is from RefSeq and is a predicted model, not a curated record. Gene Ontology annotation, molecular function: zinc ion binding; ubiquitin conjugating enzyme binding; ubiquitin protein ligase activity. The coding region runs from base 809 to 2599 and encodes 596 amino acids. The transcript has 11 exons. Gene Ontology annotation, cellular component: ubiquitin ligase complex; cytoplasm.